CUCGACCAUUCUAAGCUGAACAGGAUUGGCGCCUCUUCCCUCCUGUUUAUUCCCGCCCCGAGAAUUUACCAACAUUGCUGCUAAUUACAGCACCGAGACCAUACUAGUGGUCUCUUAUGGCUAUAGCCAUACCCUCCAUCGCCAAGCGGUAACUGUCUCAACUCCGCUUCGAGCUACUCCGUCACCAUGGAAGCAGUACAGAAGGAGCACGAACGGCUUUCAAAGAGGCUGAAAGCCUCCCAGAGUAUCAAAAAUGUCCAGUCGACUAUAGAUAUUCUUCAAGAAGCACGGAACGCCAUUGCAUCUGAUCCGGAACAAGCCCCGAUUACCUUGGCCAAACUCCAAAAUCCCGUGAAAUCCUCCUUCGAUGCGAUAAAUGACAGCCUCAAAGAGACUCACAGUUGUCUCAACAAAUACUCCAAAUCUCUCGAUAAGCUUUUCAAGGACAGACCUCUCCCAAGUACCGAACAUGAUGCUCUGGCAUCGCAAGAACACCUGAUCAACCGGGCCAUCGCAAUGCACCUCCUGCGGGAGGGACAGUUCUCCGUCGCUUCUACAUUCUUGUCCGAGAUGGCGGACGCAAAGACACUUCAGCAGCAGGGGCGAACCAGUUCCCGCGUUCCGCAAAAUGCCGCCUCGCUCCUUGACCUCGAGGAAGUACCCUCGAGCGAGGUUCGCAAGCAGUUUGCCACCAUGUACUACAUCCUGCACGAAUUGGAGCAGAACAAGAACCUGCUCCCCGCGAUCCAAUGGGCCCGGGACAACAGAGAGGCCCUUGAAGUUCGAGGUAGCAACCUUGAAUUCGAGCUGUGCCAAUUGCAGUUCGUAUGGCUCUUCCAUGGCGGACAGACUCCAGAGGCCCCACUUUCCGCGGGUCGGCAAGCGGCUCUGGAGUACGCCAGGCGUGAAUUCCAUGGCUUUAUGCCGCGAUACUUGCGGGAGGUGCAGCAGCUCAUGGGAGCGAUGGCCUUCUGUCCCAACCUUCAGGAAUCCCCGUAUAAGAGUAUCUUCACCAACCCGACCGCAUGGAACGACGUGGCACAAGCGUUUACACGCGAGUUCUGCUCGUUGCUUGGGCUGUCUGCGGAUUCUCCCUUAUAUGUUGCCGCGACGGCCGGUGCGAUCGCCUUGCCCACGCUACUGAAACUACAGACUAUCAUGAGGGCGAAGCGCACCGAAUGGACGACGGAGAAUGAGCUUCCGGUUGAAAUACCGCUUCCACCGUCAUACCUUUUCCAUUCGAUCUUCGUCUGUCCCGUCUCCAAAGAACAGACCACGGACGAGAACCCGCCGAUGAUGAUGCCCUGUGGGCACGUGAUUGCCGAGGAAUCCCUCAAACGGUUGUGCAAGGGCAGCCGCUUCAAAUGCCCUUAUUGUCCCAACGAGAGUCACCCUCGCGAAGCGAGAAAGGUCUUUUUGUAGAACCCGAUCCACCCAACCACGGUAAUUAUUUGAUGGCGUCAGAGACAGCGGAUCUCCACACAUGAUUGAGUAAGCAUUUGACGGUGAAUGGUCCUGGGAAUCACGGGCGUCAGGACAUGAGGCGUUUCAGGCAAGGCGUUUUCUCGGGCAAAUCUAUCUAGGUACUUUAUCAGCUAUACAUAUCCAUAUACAUGCACAUAAG
Messenger RNA from Aspergillus steynii IBT 23096, 1624 nucleotides. Its product is annotated as ubiquitin-protein ligase RMD5. NCBI's taxonomy places the organism in Eukaryota, Fungi, Ascomycota, Eurotiomycetes, Eurotiales, Aspergillaceae. The record is from RefSeq and is a predicted model, not a curated record. Gene Ontology annotation, molecular function: ubiquitin protein ligase activity; protein binding. Gene Ontology annotation, biological process: proteasome-mediated ubiquitin-dependent protein catabolic process. Gene Ontology annotation, cellular component: GID complex; nucleus; cytoplasm. The transcript is spliced from 4 exons. The coding region runs from base 187 to 1422 and encodes 411 amino acids.